Zea mays is the source of this 1137-nucleotide messenger RNA. RefSeq lists its product as uncharacterized. Bases 180 to 971 code for a protein of 263 amino acids. The transcript is spliced from 6 exons. NCBI's taxonomy places the organism in Eukaryota, Viridiplantae, Streptophyta, Magnoliopsida, Poales, Poaceae. The record is from RefSeq and is a predicted model, not a curated record. Gene Ontology annotation, cellular component: chloroplast outer membrane. Gene Ontology annotation, biological process: protein import into chloroplast stroma. Gene Ontology annotation, molecular function: amino acid transmembrane transporter activity.
UCUCUACGUGCACCUAUUUGAAGUUCCUUGCCUGUCGUGUCUCCAAGAGAAAGAAGACGAAGAACAAAGUUCCUUGCUUUUAGGGCAGCACCAAGAAAGAAAGAAGACGAAGGAGAAAGUUGCUUGCUUUUACGGCAGCAUCGAUCUAUCCGCACUGGUAGCUUCACAGAGAACUGUGUAUGUGUAGUCCAGGUACUCAAAAUUGCAUCUCCAUUCCGUUCGUCGUCGCCAUAGCUACCUUCUCCUUUGUUGGCAUCGCGAGAGAAAGAGAAAAAGAAAGAGAGAGAGAGAUGAGCAACGCCAAAACCGCCAGAUUUGGGCCUGCGGCCAACUGGGAAGGAUACCGGCGCCAGCCGAACUACACGGAGGCAAUGAAGGAGGGCAUGGACUGCAGGCCCGUGUCGGGACACUACGCUGACGGUGACGGCAGAUCUUGGAGCUGGCAUCAGACUUACGAAAGCGGAGCUGGGGGAGGCCUGCCCAAGCCUGUCGUUGUGGCCAUCCGUGCGCUCCGCAGCUUCGUCGGCGUGGGCGCCGUGGCCGCUUGCAAGGUCGCCGCCGAGGACGCAGUCGACUGCCUCAGUGAAGGGGGUGUUUCGAGGCAUCAACCUGGGCGUUCGUCACUGAAGAAGAUUUGCAGGGAGGGUGCGUACUGGGGGGCUGCUGCCGGAGCUUUUGAGACCCUUGAGUUUGGAGCGGAGCUGAUGCGUGGCCGCUCUGACUGGAAGAACGCGGUGAUUGGAGGCGCCUUGGCAGGUGCAGCUGUCUCAGUAGCAGACGGCUACUACAACAGGAGCCAUGGCGGCAAUGCUGGCACGCCGCAGGUGAUCAAGGCUGCAGUCGCCGGUGGCGCCAUCGGAGCAGCCUUGGAGCUCAUCAGCCACCGCAGGCACGUCGAUCGGUUGAGAACCGAUGGCCAGACAAUGGAACUGACACAUGAACCAAAUCCGCUCACAAGCGGUCGUAAAUAAAACAAUGGAUGUGGAGAGAUUGCCGUGCUGAGGAGGUACUCGACCACCGAAACUCAUGUUAGACACAUACUCCUGUCCUGGUGUUGCAAUUCACGCCAUAAGGAGUGUGUGUUGGGAUUAUAAUAUGCUCACUCACAUUAUACCAUUCUUUAUUAUUUGUCGCUCA